Molecule: messenger RNA, 2977 nt
Organism: Verticillium dahliae VdLs.17
Lineage: Eukaryota; Fungi; Ascomycota; Sordariomycetes; Glomerellales; Plectosphaerellaceae
Exons: 2
Coding region: 521-2977 (818 amino acids)
Source: RefSeq, a predicted model, not a curated record
AACUGACAACCUCAUCAACGUCGCACCCAGGCACGCCUGCGUCUUCUGCCUGAUAUCAUCACGCUCGCCGCAAACUUGCACGGCCUUUCCCCACGUGUCACACCAGCUCUGGGUCUCGUCUCUGAAGCUGCCUAGCAGAAUCAGCGCGUUCCAGCACCCUGAUUGCCAAGAAGACUCAACUUCUCGCCAUCGACUUCCCGUUUUGGCCAUCUCGAUAAUCGAAUACCCGGCCUACCUUAGGUACCAACGAAGCUUCCCGUCAUUCAACUCUGCGAGAGAAACCGAAACCUGUCCAACACAAACUUGCCGCCCCUGUCUCGCGCCAGCCCACAAGGGCUUUCUAUCGAAUUCCAGCGAUCACGAACGGGCCACUACAAGCCGGAACACAAACUGCAAAUCCUCGCAGCAUCUUAGGAUCGAGGCAAUAUCUUUUGUCUCGAUCUAUCGUCGCUGCACAAAUAGUUGAUUAGAGGCACCAGGCAGCCACGACAGUCGAGCCUCGGGGCUCAUAGCCAAACAAAUGGCAACCGACCUGGCAUCGCCGGUAGGCCUUGCCCACCCGGACGAAGCUGAAUAUAUCGAUUAUUCCGACGACGAGCCUGAUACCUCCCCUAUCAAGCCCAACGCAGAUUCAACAUCUUAUUUCGAGUCGGCAAAGCCCGCUGUCGAGACUUCCGAAAGCGCACACGGUGACUCUGCUGGCGUCGCAGAGUUACUCGCCGAAGACCUACACGAUGCCCCUGACGUGGCGACCACGGGGGCUGAAUCACUGCCCCAAAGCGAUGCUGUUCUUGCCGACGGCAUCCAACACAACGACCCAGAUUCUGUGGCGCAAGCUGCCCACACUGCCGAAGAUGGCCUGGUCGAGAACGAGAUUAGUUGGGAGGGCGAACAACAUGACGAACAAGAUGAGUCGAUGCAGCAAGACGAUGCCCUCGCCGCUCAAGACCAGCAGUAUCAGGAGGAUGCUGAGCAGUACCAUGCUAUUGCUGAUGGCCAGCUCGCGAACACCUUUACGGAUGCCCAGAGCCAUAUAGCACAAGACCAGGGCGCAGAGACAGCGUCCGCUAUCGACGGUGCCGUCAGUGCUCUGGACCAGUCUGUGCAAGAGAACGGUGACCUGAACGAGAUUGAUUACGAGGAUGAUGGCGGGAUGACAGCCGAGACUACAGAGAGAGACCUUGAAGGCCAGCAUGCAGAUGAAGAGCUGGAGCAUGAAACGGAAGAGAAUGUUGCGUUGGCGCAGGAGGUGCCUGAGCCUUCUUCUGUCGAAGAAGACGCCUCACACGAGGCACUCCUUGAUGACGAAGAGGAAGGUCACGAGGACGAAUCAGGCGCCGACCCGAGCACAAAUGCCGAGGCCCUGAUUGCCGAUUCAUCUGCUGCCUCCCUUGACACCCCUGGCGAGGAAGAUGCGCAGAUGCCGGUCGUCACCGUCUCGUGGCAUGGUGUGGAGUACCCCAUGUUCUACAAUUCUUCAAGCCAUCCCGACCAUUUCUCUGAGAUUACGCUCGGGAGCAUCCUCCAGGUCUUCGAUCACCUUGUGAAAAAUAAGGACCCGGAAGCAACGAGGCCGAUGUACGCGCUUUUGAUCACACGCCCAAAUUGUAGCAAGCGGUGGUCUUCCCUAAUAGAAGAUGCAUGGAACGGGAAGAACAUCGACGAAGUCAGCUACUCGUUCCACUCACGAGAUCAAGAGGCCAUCGAGGAAGCUGAGGUGGAGGCCGAGGACGCUGAGAUGUUCCUCAACCAGGACGACCUUGAUGACGACAUGGGCGGGGAUUUUGAUGACCUGGUUGAGCAGGACAACGAAGCAGACCAUGAGCUACCUGACUCUGCCGAUGAAGGUCGGGACGAUCCUGAGUUGACCAACGAUGCUGACGAAGGCACGACUACCCUCGACGCCAAUGAGCUUGACCUCACGGUCGACGCGGCUGACGACGUGGCUGCUCUUCAAGAAUCUGAACAAAUUGCGCCCCUUGAGACGGACACAUUGACAUCCGUCACGGCUGUAGACGAAGCAGACAUCGAUGCCGGUGCAGCAGACGCCUCGAUGCUGGAUGACGUUGCUGCCUUGGGCGAACUCGACACGGUACCAGACCCGGAUGCCACUGUGCUCGCGGAGCUCGACGAACCUGUCACCACGGCUGCAGUAUUGGAAGACGUGAAUGCGUCCAUUCAAAUGCCUGAGGCGAUCGAUGGUGACGGCCAACAGGCGACCGAACUGAAUGGUAUUUCCACCACAUUUUCUUCACACCCUUGUUCCUCCCCCGACUUCUGUCUAUGUUCGGAUUGCCUUCUUGGGGCGCUCGAAGAGCGGCAACGCGAAGAAAGAAGUUUUCGCUUGGAGUGUCUUGCCCGAGGUCAUUUGGCGCGAUGCCCAGCCCAGACCGAAGUCGAACGACCCGGCCCGCUGUUCAAUUCGUACCUAUCCAAUGGGCCCCUUCCCCGACACCUACGUACCCUCUCCGAUAUGAGCACUUCCUAUUCCACUACUUCGUAUACUAACAAUCUUCUUGAAGCACCUCUUCUUAGCGACGGGUUCAACCCUUUACUCGCUGCAGAAGCAAGCAACAAUGAUUUGAAUGAGCAGCAACAGACAACUGGAUACGCAGACAAUGAUGAACAGUUAGACCUGGACCCAGAUGAAACUGGCGUGGAUUUGUCUGUCGUCAACCAGGGGACCCCGGUUACCAGCGCGACCGCGACUCUAGACGGCGACGAGGUAGAUGAUCUCGGCGCCGAGAUCGACCUGACAGCCGACAUACCACAAGAUGGAGAGACAAUCAAUGGAAACUCUGAGCACGGCCCCAAUGAUCUCGAAGAGAUUGACUGGCGAGAUUUUCCCGGGGACGGCGAUGAUGAGGUUUCCCACGAGUCCACAUCAGUCUCUGGAAAACGACCCAGGACUGACGAGGACGACCUGCUAGGUGCCGAGGACGAGCAAGGUACGAUUGCUUCUUCUGACAAGACUUGA